GGCCUGUAGAAGAAAAACGAAAAGAGUAAAAGAACAAAAGAACCUCCAGCAGAAGGAAGUGGCUAUGGUUUUCUUCUAUGCACUAGAGCUGGGGGUGGGGAGGAUUUCUACAAGCAUUCUAUGCUGGGCAGGUUCAUGUAAGUCUGAGUUCCUGAAGGGUUGGCUCUUAGGAGCUGUUAGGAAAAUUCAUUGCCAUGCACGAGUCAGGGGACUGUUUUUUAUUCCACCGGAAAUUGUUAAUGGGGACUGCAUUAGUGGCCCCUUAUUGUUCUGCCUGAUGGAGAGACAGCAGGUUCACCCAAGCAGUUCUGGAACCCUGAUCGCUGCCAAUUAGGGGAGUAUUGUCUGGCUGACAUAAUCAACUUCACAUCACAACAUGGAAGCCAUUGCCAAGUUUGACUUCACCGCCUCCGGCGAGGAUGAGCUGAGCUUUCACACCGGAGAUGUUCUGAAGAUCUUAAGUAACCAAGAGGAGUGGUUCAAGGCGGAGCUUGGGAGCCAAGAAGGAUAUGUGCCCAAGAAUUUUAUAGACAUCCAGUUUCCUGAAUGGUUUCACGAAGGCCUCUCCCGACACCAGGCAGAGAACUUACUGAUGGGCAAGGAGGUUGGUUUCUUCAUCAUCCGGGCCAGCCAGAGCUCCCCAGGGGACUUCUCCAUCUCCGUCAGGCAUGAGGAUGAUGUUCAGCACUUCAAGGUCAUGAGAGACACCAAGGGUAAUUACUUCCUGUGGACAGAGAAGUUUCCAUCUCUAAAUAAGCUGGUGGACUACUACAGGACGACCUCCAUCUCCAAACAGAAGCAGAUCUUUCUGAGGGAUAGAACCCGAGAGGAUCAGGGUCACCGGGGCAACAGCCUGGACCGGAGGCCCCAGGGAGGCCCACACCUCAGCGGGCCUGGGGGAGAAGAAAUCCGGCCGUCGAUGAACCGGAAGCUGUCGGAUCAUCCAGCGCCCCCUCCCUCACAGUACCCCCCGGCACCGCCACAGCAGCAGCGCUAUCUACAGCACCCCCACUUUCAUCAGGAACGCCGGGGAACCAGCCUUGACAUAAACGACGGGCACUGUGGCGUGGGCAUGGCCAGCGAAAUGAACGCCGCCCUCAUGCACCGGAGACACACAGACCCAGUUCAGCUCCAAGUGGCCGGGAGCCUCCUCCGUGUGACCGUGGCUCCCAAGGCCAGCCCGGCCGCCCUGGCUCGGCAGGACCCCUCUGUGUUUCCCCGACAGCGAGUGCGGUGGGCCCGGGCGCUGUACGACUUCGAGGCCCUUGAGGACGACGAACUGGGCUUCCGCUGCGGAGAGGUGGUGGAGGUGCUGGACAGCUCCAACCCGUCCUGGUGGACCGGCCGCCUGCACGACAAGCUUGGCCUCUUCCCCGCCAACUACGUGGCCCCCAUGAUGCGAUGAGCCCCUUCCGGUGGGGCCCGAGGCUUUCGUCUGAAGCUGCCUGCAAGAGAGGGGGCAGGGGAGAACAGCUGGAACUACGUGUACAUCCGUGUAUAUGCGUGUGCACACACACGCGCCUAUGUGUACGUGCAUUCGAUAAUAGUAAUUUAUUGGCGAUGCGGUCGGUUCAUUAGUUGAUAUGAAAGGAAGUCAGGUGGAGAAUUCUAUUCGUACUUGUUUUUCUGCUCUCCCCUCAGCGGGUGUGUGGAAGGCAGGGGGGAAAGUUGGGGUGGGGGGGGGCAGAGACAUGAAACCGAAGUUCUUCCUGUCCUUAAGAUGGCACCGCUUCCUCCUGGUCUUGGGACUUUCACGGAGACUAGCCGAGCAGAGAUCCACAUCCCGGCGUUGGACGCAGAACAACAGGGUGGAGCCGGACUCGGUGGGGCCACGUUUCGGCUUUCCCUCCGAGCCCCGCUCCCCUUGAGGUUUUGCAGGGCAACGUCCCUCCUGUGCGACCAGGGUGGGCACUGCUGGGUUGAGACCAGAGGAGCAGCCACACGGGACUGGAGCAGCGUGUGCCUGGAGGCCUGGGCGAGGCUGGCCUCCUGCCCCAUGCUCAGCGGAGACCUUCGCCUCCCUCGCCGGAGUGCUCCUCAGCCCUGAGAAACAGAGACCGUGAGGAGCCCAGCACUGGCAAAUGGCGGGUUUUUCACAAAUCCCCAGUGGCUUGCUUGGGUGUCACCUCUAUUUCCCCGGAUACCAAGAAAGCAGCAUCUGACAUUCUGUAAAGUGCUCGGAGAAGCCCUGGCUGAGAAUGCGGGACUUUAAAGCCAUUGUUUUAUGACUCCCAGGGUGUCUCUUUGGGUCUCUAUUGGUUUUCCGUUGUCCUGAGGAUGCUCUGCCCAGUGGCAGAGAGGGAAGCCCACUCCACAAGAGCACUGACUAGCAAUUGUUGAUUGGUUGACUGAUUGACUGAACUUGACCCUGGGAGGGAGCCGGCUUUGACGGGAGCUUCCUGUUGGAUCUGGCCGUAGAGUCAUUGCUGGCAUCCUCUCUCCAGCCUCGACCCAAAGCUGCACCUGGGGAGGGGACCCCAUUGCCCCUGUCUCUCCUGCCACCUCAAAAUAGAAUUAUGUUUCCUUGGGCUCAGCUGGGGGUGUGGAGCACAGGCUGGCCUGGCUGGGGAGAAGGGACCCUGGAGAAGGAAACAGUGUUUUGGCGGAGACUGGGAGCAAACACAUCUGCGCCGAGAGACCUGAGAAGAGGGUGUGUGUGUGUGUGAUGAGGCCUAAGUGACAGGCCGGGUGCAUGUGUUGGUGAGGGAGAAUGAUGGGGGGUGAGGUGUGCCUGCUCCUUUGUCUUCUUCCCCAACCCUUCUUGCUCUAAGGAGUGACGGGGGCAGCCGUUAUCGGGGGUGAAAGGAGAAGAAGAAAGAGUGUCUGGCUCAGAAGCAACUGUCGGGGUAACAUGGGCUGCGUCCCUUUGACUCUGAAUGCUACGAUUCUGCGAUCCCUCUGUUGUCUUUAGAGAAAAAGGGGAAAAGAAGGCACUCCACGGCGAGUCUUGGAAGGGAAGAGAAAAUAGCCUGAGAGAGGCAGGGGGAGUCAGGUGACGGUAAGGAACAUCUGGCUCGCAGCCUUUAGAAAUCAAAGAACAGAAAGGAAAAGGUAGCAGAGAUGUUUCAAAAGAUCAAGGAGCAGCGUGAGACACAAAGGGAGGGAAAGGGAGCAAGAUGGUAAGUGGGACAGGCGAGGAAGACGUUGGAGUAGAGUCAGCAGGCCGGCCGGCGGCUGACAACCAGGGGAAGGAGGGAUCCAGCAGGUGGGGAAGGAGGAGUUACAGCAGAGCCGUGAACGCCACGGAAGGCAGGGACCAAGACACCACAGGAACGAAGAGGAACGAACAGGAAGAAAAGCAAGGCAGAGAAGACCUAAAAGCUAUUUUGGUGCUAGGUAAUGCGAACAUGUUACAGUAAAUAAAAGCCAAAAGUGA
This is a messenger RNA of Leopardus geoffroyi (Geoffroy's cat), 3376 nucleotides long. RefSeq names its product GRB2 related adaptor protein 2 (gene GRAP2). The record is from RefSeq and is a predicted model, not a curated record. Gene Ontology annotation, cellular component: ESCRT-0 complex. Gene Ontology annotation, biological process: protein transport to vacuole involved in ubiquitin-dependent protein catabolic process via the multivesicular body sorting pathway. Gene Ontology annotation, molecular function: protein binding. NCBI's taxonomy places the organism in Eukaryota, Metazoa, Chordata, Mammalia, Carnivora, Felidae. Bases 377 to 1405 code for a protein of 342 amino acids. The transcript has 8 exons.